CUGCACAGGUGAUGUAAUGGUAUGUGAGAAUGAGCAGAAUUCUCAGCAGGAAGAUGCUGAGCACGUGGGUAAAUAUGGAGCGUUAUCACAAAGAUCGAAAAGGAAUGUGUCCAGGAGUCAUGAGCAGGGAAAAUCCUGUGAGAUUCAGCACAGACCAGAGAGAGAGCAGGGAAGCUACUCAGGAGAGAAAGUGGGUAAAUAUAUUUACUCUCAGGGAACUCAGCAGAACCUCAAGCAAACCACAACUCAGCAGGACAUCCUUAUGGGAAAGAGAAAAAAUACAUACAUUUUUCCCACCAUCCGUGCAAGUGACUACUCACCCCUUUUAAAGCAUCAGAGAAUCCACACAGGGGAAAGGCCCUAUGAAUGCAGUGAGUGUGGGAAAACCUUCAAUGGAUGCUCAAACCUUGUUAGUCAUCGGAGAACCCAUACAGGGGAGAGGCCCUAUGAAUGCAGUGAGUGUGGAAAAAAGUUCAUUCACAGAUCAGGCCUUUUUCAACAUCAGAGAAUCCACACAGGGGAAAGGCCCUAUGAAUGUAGUGAGUGUGGGAAAACCUUCAGUCAAUGCACAAACUUCGUUAGUCAUCAGAGAACGCACACAGGAGAGGGGCCCUAUGAAUGCAGUGAGUAUGGGAAAACCUUCAGUCGACGCUCAAACCUUGUUCGUCAUCAGAGAACCCAUACAGGGCAGAGGCCCUAUGAAUGCAGUGAGUGUGGGGAAAGCUUCACUAACAGAGCAGCUCAUCUUAAUCAUCAGAGAAUCCACACAAGGGCGAGGCCCUAUGAAUGCACUGAGUGUGGGAAAACCUUCUCUUGCCACUCAGCCCAUGUUAGGCAUCAGAGAAUCUGCAAGAGAGAUCAACACCAUAAAAGCCUCUAGGUCUAUUAAGACUUCUUUUUUUUUGUUAAUACUUUGGCUGAUUCCCACACAGUAACUCUUGAAGCUGUUUGAACUGUUUGCAGCACCGUUAUCCCUCAACUUGUCCAGAUGAGUGGCCCAUUUUGGCCUUUCGUAGGUCACCCUGUUUCAAGGUGGACCCAUUCGUCCUUUCUAUCAACUCCAUUGUCCCAUGAGUAAUUUGAGUGUGCCCCUCCUACUGGGAACCAGGGAACAUCACAUUCAUACCAUUCCUCCUAUUGCAAAGUUAUUGUUAGAGUCACCAGUGAUACAGAUUGUAUCAUUACCAGUUGUUCUCAUGUUGCUGUGGGUUGUGCUGAAGAACAGUUAUUUUGGAAACUUUUAAAAUUAUAUUUAAAUGAAGAGGAGCAGGGGCAGGAAAAAAAGUGUCAUUUCAGUCUCUGACACUGGAAGGAGAUAGGGAGACUCAGAUUCCCUCCUUCCCCAUCACUGCAGAACUGUUGCCUUUUCUCUUAGCCAUGUUAGAGUUUAUCUUCAUCACAUUCUAUCCCUCCACUUCUCAGAGUGCCAUGUGAGGAAGAGUUUUCAGCUGUCUGUGCUUGGAGAUGAUGCUUUGACUUCUUUAAUCCUAUAUCAGAGUCACUGAGUGCAGAUGAAAGUGUCAAAGACCUGGAAGGGGAAUUCAAAUGGAUCCCAAACACAGUUUGAUCAUUUGGAGUUAAAAUGCCAGGUUCCAUCUAUUGGUAAAGCCACUUCUGGCAAAGUGG
Gopherus evgoodei (Goodes thornscrub tortoise) is the source of this 1626-nucleotide messenger RNA. RefSeq names its product zinc finger protein 154-like. Gene Ontology annotation, molecular function: DNA-binding transcription factor activity, RNA polymerase II-specific; RNA polymerase II cis-regulatory region sequence-specific DNA binding. Lineage: Eukaryota; Metazoa; Chordata; Testudines; Testudinidae. Bases 17 to 880 code for a protein of 287 amino acids. The record is from RefSeq and is a predicted model, not a curated record. The transcript is spliced from 3 exons. Gene Ontology annotation, biological process: regulation of transcription by RNA polymerase II.